Exophiala bonariae is the source of this 1677-nucleotide messenger RNA. RefSeq lists its product as uncharacterized. Lineage: Eukaryota; Fungi; Ascomycota; Eurotiomycetes; Chaetothyriales; Herpotrichiellaceae. Bases 1 to 1677 code for a protein of 558 amino acids. The transcript has 3 exons. The record is from RefSeq and is a predicted model, not a curated record.
AUGCCGACCAAGGAUCCUGAUAAACGCCGUAAGCAGAACUGCGAAAAUCAGAAACGAUGGCGCGAGCGCCAGACUCAUCAGCUUCACAACCUCCAAGCAACUCUCGAGGACCGGAAUCGCGAAGUGGAGACAUUACAGGAACAACUUCGAGCAGCUCUUGAUGAAGUCAAAGGAUUACGAAAAUCCAGUGCAACCCACGACAGGCAGAAAGCUUCAUCGGCCGAAGUAGAAUUGUCCGGCGCCCAGGUCGCCGUUCCUCCCGAGUUGGCUCCGACGGCGUGGUACAAUGCUCAUACCACUGCUGUUGACCGUGGCUUAGUCGCCUUUCCGGGAGGCAUGCCGACGCUCUCGAACUCUAGCUCAGAAAGUCCUGAAAUGGAGGGCCCGGAUGACGAUUGUGACAUAUUUGGACAAGGCUCCCAUGGAUUGCAAGCGCAGCCAAUGGUCUAUCCUUAUGCGAAUGGAAGACUGGCUGUCCAUGCAUCUCUAGCAGUUGCUUCAGUUCCUCGUGCAGGCGCUCUUGACGGUGACAUUUUCAAUGUUUCGGCCCAUCAUGAUCAAUUUGACAUUCAUCACAAUCCAGAAUAUUCGACAGAGCACAAUGAUGCGGAAAAUCCAGACGACACCAUGACACUGUCGGAGAUGAUUCAGGAAAGUUUACAGUUACUGCCUUCACAGAAGGAGCUAGAGACCUUACCCUUCGAUCCUCGAUUCCUGUACGAUAGCUUUGCGCCGAGCUUGAUGAUGGGAGGACCUUCUGGAAUCGGCCAGCUAGUCAUGGCUUUUCCUGAUAAUUCGGCCUUAUCAAAACAUAUCUCAACUGUGCAGAUGGUCAUCUAUGGGAAUUUCCCACUCCUUCGUGCUCAGCCACUGGCAUACAAAGAGCGUGUUAUGGCAGAAACCUUUGCCUGGAUGCUAUCUGAGGCAUGGCCCUCGAGCAGAGGAGUUCUCAAGAUGAUCAUUGGCUUACCUGCAAAGGCUGCUUAUGAGAACAUCUUUGCAUAUGAGCUGUUUCGCAACUUUCCCUGCAAGACCACCUACAGGCGCCUGCAUCACUUUUACCGACCCACAUUGUUGCAGUUAGCCGUUCCUCACUCGCCAGCCAUAGAUUGGUUGCCAUGGCCAGCGUUGCGAAAUCAUGUCAUCCUGCUGCAGCAGAAUAAUGUGCACAACAUCAACAUCGACGAACUUUGCAUGAAAGCUCUAGAGUAUACAGUCAUUGAACCCGAGCAGAGCCGCACCGACGCAGAGCCUACAUGGUCUGGACUUACUGGCCCAGUUCAGACUACCUUCAGGAUCUGGGACAUGUAUCUCAUGGAGAAAGCAGAGGGUGGUUCUCCUGUAAGCUCUCCAAUGAAGCACAAUCCAGCCUCGCCGACAUUACAUAAGCUACUUCAGAUGUACAAGCUACCUAUUCAGAAGAUCGAGAACCUUCGGAUCGACCAGCCUUUCUAUCAAGCGUUCCCGAACUUGAUCUUACCACCAGGUUGCAAGUCCACACUUCAGACAGCCACUCUGGUUCCCAGUACUAGCGAUCAACUACAACCGCCCUAUCCUUUAGAGCCCCACAUGGUCCUCGAAUUACAGCAAAAGGUUCAGGCGAUGGUAUCACAGUACUUAUGGGCGGAGACUUAUGAUUGGAACCAUCAAAGACCGCCGCAAACAGAUUAUCGGUGA